AUGGAGAUAUCCUCAUUUUUUCCCUCAUCCGCUGCCGAGUGUGAGGAAGCCUGUCUCCUGCUUCGCAAAUUGGAGGUCUUGCCGCUGUACUCUGAACUACCAGAGAACCAGAAGAGUCGAGUGCUCCAAAAGAGAACAAAGCGAAUGUGUGUAUGUGCCACCAACAUUGCUGAGGCCAGCAUGAUUGUCGAUGGCAUUGUCCAUAUCAUAGAUCUUGGCAAAGCCAAGCACAAUGGGUACAACCCGCGUAUGAGAUUAGACACCCUAAUCACGGGUCCAAUAUCACAAGCUGCCGCCCGUCUGCGUGCUGACUGCGCCGGUCGAAACAAGCCUGGCUUUUGCUAUAGGCUGUACACUUACAAGUCCUUCAAGGAGGAGACGAAGGCAUUCUCAACACCCAAAAUCCACGAGAAUGGGAUUUCUGAAUUCAUUUCAAAGCUCAAGGCCAUGGGAUUUGACAACGUCGCUGAGUUCGACUUUGUCGAUCCACCUCACCCCGAGAUCUUAUUUCGCGGGCUGGAGGACCUUGGGCAUAUAGGCUACAUAGAUAGUAAAGGGGCAAUUACUGAACGUGGCCGUCGGGCUUCCAAAUUACACGUCCAUCCAGUAUGGUUCAACGCCAUCGUAGAGGCUCACAAACUUCGUUGUAGCCUUGAAAUGCUGGCUCUCGCCGCUCUCGAUGGAUCCAACAUCUACUUGCGACCACAUGGAGUCAGGUAUUAUGCUGAUCUUGCCCGACAGCAAUUUGCCGACUUUACAUCAGACCCUCCCAAGAAGGAAAGGAUCGAUUUGGACAUCAGACAGUGGUGUUUUGAUGCGUUCCUCAACCACUCCGUUCUAGACGAGGUCGCACGGGUUCGACAACAACUCAAGGAACAAUUCCACUUGUUGUUUCCGGAUUGGAGAGCGCCCAAUACAACCCCCUUUAUCGAUCCAAAUUACGAGAUCAACAUACGAAAAGCUCUGACCCGAACCUUCUACUACCGCUCAGAUUUUCGUGACCCAGCCGGUAUUGGCCAGUACCGCGUCGUUCGUGCCAACUGGCAGGCUGGCAUCCACCCAGAUAGUCACCAGGUUGGAGCUAAUCAUGAGUGCAUCCUCUUUGGAAACUUAACCUACUCUGGGAUCCAGUAUAUGUCAAAUGUCACCGCUGUUGAGCCUGAAUGGCUUGCUGAACUCGACUUCUUCAAAGAAAAGAAUUGGCUGAGGAAGCCCAAUGGAGUUUAUCGCAUGCCUAUUCUACAGACUACCACCCUUCCCCUGCAGCCCAAGAAAGACCCAAAAAACACUCCCGAGUAG
Fusarium proliferatum ET1 is the source of this 1299-nucleotide messenger RNA. Its product is annotated as putative ATP-binding protein PRP16. The record is from RefSeq and is a predicted model, not a curated record. Gene Ontology annotation, cellular component: intracellular anatomical structure. NCBI's taxonomy places the organism in Eukaryota, Fungi, Ascomycota, Sordariomycetes, Hypocreales, Nectriaceae. The transcript has 5 exons. Gene Ontology annotation, molecular function: RNA binding. Bases 1 to 1299 code for a protein of 432 amino acids.